Myotis lucifugus (little brown bat) is the source of this 629-nucleotide messenger RNA. Its product is annotated as butyrophilin-like protein 2. The record is from RefSeq and is a predicted model, not a curated record. The annotation marks the transcript as partial. Gene Ontology annotation, molecular function: signaling receptor binding. Lineage: Eukaryota; Metazoa; Chordata; Mammalia; Chiroptera; Vespertilionidae. Gene Ontology annotation, biological process: regulation of cytokine production; T cell receptor signaling pathway. Gene Ontology annotation, cellular component: external side of plasma membrane. The transcript has 2 exons.
CUUCCUUAAAAGUGAUUGGACCUUCCCAGCCCCUUCUUGUCAGAGUGGGAGAAGACAUACAGUUAACCUGUUGCCUGUCCCCCGAGGCCAAUGCACAGAGUAUGGAGGUGAGGUGGGUCCGAGCCCACCGUUACCCUGCUGUUUAUGUGUAUAUGGAUGGGGACCACGUGUCUGCAGAGCAGAUGGCAGAAUAUAGAGGGAGGACAGUGCUGGUGACUGACGCCAUCAGCGAGGGGAGGCUGACCCUGCAGAUACACAAUGCCAGGACUUCAGACGAUGGGCAGUACCGGUGCCUUUUUGAAAAAGACGGUGUCUACCAGGAGAACACCUUGGAUGUGAAGAUAGUAGGUCUGGGCUCUUCCCCGCGGAUCACCAUGGAGGGCCUGGCGGACGGAGAAAUGCGGCUGAUGUGCUCUUCGGAAGGGUGGUUCCCACAGCCCCGCGUGCAGUGGAGGGACUUGGAAGGGAGGACAGUGCCCUCGUUUUCCGAGGUGCUGGCUCAAGGCAGCGAUGGGCUGUUCCGCGUGGAGGCGUUCCUUCAGGUCACAAACAGCUCUGCUGGGAACGUGACCUGCUCCAUCGGCAACCCCCUUUUCGGCGAGGAGCAAAUGACAACGUUUUUCACCUUC